AUGAGGUCAACUGAGGUCGGGCGUGUUGUGGAGGAUUUUAUUGUACUCCCUCCGACACCCAAGUCCAAGUGGAAGUUGUCUGAUUUCGAGCUUUUGCACAAACUUGGCGGCGGCAAUUACGGGGAUGUACACCUCGCCUCCGUGAAGGAUUGCAAUUUUGUUUGCGCGCUGAAAAGGUUGUCCAUUAAAAAACUUGCGGAUUUUGACAUUGCGACGCAACUCCGUCGUGAAAUUGAGAUCGCUUUUAACACGCGUCACAAGUACCUGCUGCGAACCUAUGCAUACUUCUUUGACGAAACUGAUAUUUAUCUCAUUAUGGAGCCAUGCAGCAACGGCAUGCUUUACACGGAACUCAACCGAGUGAAAUGCUUUGCGCCACCGACAGCAGCCCGUUACGUGGCUCAGCUCGCUGAAGCCCUCCUCUACUUGCAUCAACAUCACAUCCUCCACCGCGACAUUAAGCCGGAGAAUAUUUUACUAGAUCACAACAAUAACAUCAAACUGGCGGAUUUCGGUUGGUCAGUCCACGAUCCGGAUAACCGUCGCAAGACAUCUUGCGGGACGCCAGAGUAUUUUCCACCAGAAAUUGUGGGACGACAAGCGUACGAUACGAGUGCUGACCUUUGGUGCCUGGGCAUCUUCUGUUAUGAGCUUCUCGUUGGUAAAACACCGUUUGUUGGAAAGGAUACAGACCAAAUCUGCAAGAACAUUCAUUCCAUGCACUUCAAAAUACCGGAGAAUAUACCGUCAGAAGCGAAGGACCUCAUCGCGAACUUGCUUCUGCGUGAUGGGUCACGGAGGCUUGCACUUCACCGUGUCGUGAAUCACCAGUUCCUUCUCAAGUAUUAUUAUCUCCCAAACAAUUUACAACCUCCCACUGGAAAGCGUCCGCGUCUCGAUGCAGAGCCAACUGCAGGGAAAGAGAAUUAA
Molecule: messenger RNA, 930 nt
Organism: Trypanosoma brucei brucei TREU927
Lineage: Eukaryota; Euglenozoa; Kinetoplastea; Trypanosomatida; Trypanosomatidae
Product: protein kinase, putative
Exons: 1
Coding region: 1-930 (309 amino acids)
Biological process (GO): mitotic spindle organization; regulation of cytokinesis; protein phosphorylation
Cellular component (GO): spindle microtubule; spindle pole centrosome; chromosome passenger complex
Molecular function (GO): protein kinase activity; ATP binding
Source: RefSeq, a predicted model, not a curated record